CGUUUAGGUGGGCGAGAUUCUCUGCUCUGUAGAUACGCAAAGCAGCCGUAUCUCAUGAAUCACUUAUUUCCAAACAACAUGUUACAAUAGAUAUUCUGAUUAGUAGUAACAGGGAGCAUAGUCCUUGUGAUAGCUAGUACUUCAAUUAAGAAGAUAUCUUAUGAAUUUGAUAAAGCUUGUGUAAUAUCCGGUGUCUCCCUCUGUUGUGGCUUUGGAAAAACUGCUUUGUCAACAGGAUCCCUUUAGCUGCUUCUCUAGGAUUAAAGCUUUCUCCUCCUGCUGCUGCUUUUUUUUUUUUUUUUUCUUCAAUUAAGGGAGAAUUAAUUGCUGAACAUCUGCAGCCCACCAGAAAUCCCGAUACACAGAAAAUAUCUCCCAGAGAGGUGGAGGGGGAGGACGUGUUUGCCUGUGUGUAGGUUAGUGCAUCUUUGUAUAUACUGCGUGUGUCUGUGUGCACGCCGUGGGAGCGCAGGAAGAGAAGCAAUGACACACACACCCAAACAGUCCGGUUUUGGUUUGUGCCGGCAGCUGCCUCCAUCGUUCCUCAAUCCGUGUGAUGCUGAUAUUUCACCUCAUUUAAAAGUUUCCUCUAAUACUUUGCCCAGUUCUCUUAAGAGAGGUCAGAACCCAUUUUGGUGCUGGGGUUGCGCUGGGUGGUGGUGGCCGUGCCGGCAGGACGGUGUGCUGGUGGCAGUGAUGUGGCACCUCGGCCAGCCAAUAGCACACCCAAAGGCACACGCGUGGAGCCUUCGCCCGGCGCCGGCUCUCCCUGGGGGCUCUGCACAGCUCCUCUCCCUCGCCGGGUCCAUCCUCGGCCCCGCCGCUCAGCACAGCUCUCCAGAGGUCGGGCGAUGCCGCACCGCUCCCAAAGUUUUAGAAAGGCUCCAGCUUCAUCAGACAAACACGUUUCAGCGGCUCCAUGCGUUACACGGGCAUUUAACAUCCUGCUCUCUGCGUUUCUCUCUGGGAAUUACUGAAAUGCUGAAUAAUGGAGAAGGUGAAUUACAUCUCUGCUUCUGUCGGGAUUACACGUACCUGCCGCAGGCUGGGCUGUGUUGGUAGCUCAGACCACAACACUGGUCUCCCUAUGGAAGCAGCUGUUUCUAUCGGGCAUUGAGAUCCCAUGGAGAAGCUGAGGAGGGGGAUGGCUCUUCGUAUCCAUGAAGCCUGGAUACUUCUGUUUGUAAUCCCUGCUUUGGUCGCUCCAGCUGCCAUCAAUCAUGAAGACUACCCUGCCGAUGAAGGGGACCAGACCUCCAGUAAUGACAAUCUGAUCUUUGAUGACUACCGAGGGAAGGGCUGUGUGGAUGACAGUGGCUUUGUGUACAAACUGGGAGAACGUUUUUUCCCGGGACAUUCCAACUGUCCCUGUGUCUGUACUGAGGAUGGACCUGUUUGCGAUCAACCAGAAUGCCCUAAAAUCCACCCAAAGUGUACAAAAGUGGAACACAAUGGAUGCUGUCCAGAAUGCAAAGAAGUGAAAAACUUUUGUGAAUAUCAUGGGAAAAAUUAUAAAAUUUUGGAGGAAUUUAAGCCCUCGCCAUGUGAAUGGUGUCGCUGUGAGCCCAGCAAUGAAGUUCACUGUGUUGUAGCAGACUGCGCAGUUCCCGAGUGUGUCAACCCAGUCUAUGAACCAGAACAGUGUUGUCCGGUCUGCAAAAAUGGGUCAUCCUGCAUUUCAGCCGCAGCCUUCUGUCUCUUCUACACCUACACACCUCUGUGAAGGAAAUCAGUGCAGUAAUCUCAUUCUGGGUAUUACUGUAUGUUUGCACAUCAUCCUACCCUGUUACGCUUGCCAACUCAACCAAUCAGUUCAGCUGGAGAGACUAAAAAGUAUUUUUAAAGUGCGCUCUUCUUCAUCUCUAUCCCUGAUUUGCUAAUGGAGCGCAUCCCCUGGGCUGAAUGAAAAUAAGUGCAAGUUUGGUGGAACCAUUUGCCAGAGGGACCCACAGUUUGUUACAGCACACUCAGGUGAGGGUGAAAGAAUAUUAUUUAUUCAUGGUGGUGAUUCUGCUGUGUGCCAGUGGUUGAGCUGUGCUGCCUGGAGAGGGUUCCUGUAGGACAGGCUCGAGGCUGCUACGGUGCCAUCAGAUAUUGCUGGUCCCUGUUGUCCAGAGAUGCUCUUCUGCCCAUAAACAUCAGCAUCCAUUUCUGUCUACUCUCUUGGCCCACCCCUCUCCCUCUCAGUUAGCUGUCUUCAUGCUCUGGUUUUCCAUAGGUGUUUUCAGCUCUCAGUACAGGUCUAAGAGGUCAACACCAGUGCUUCACUCCUGCAGCAUGAGGCUUUUCUUGCCUCAAUUUCUGCAGCACAGGCUGCAAAGAGCUUGACUGGUUGGGAGUAAUUUCUUGCUUUUUGUGUUUGUGUUUAGAAAACCCUUCUGCAAUGUUGAUCUGAAUUCAUACCUAAGACUGAAGAGCUUAGGCUUGAUCGUUAGCAAAUAAAAGCCCAGUGGAAAAGAGUAGAGGAUGUUGAUUUCUUGGCUUUGGCUGGUUGGGUUGGCAUGGUUCGGUUCCUCACACCACUGGCCAUAUUGGUACAGCUAAAUAAAGAAGGACCGGGCAGAGCACUUGCCCGCGGGACCCUGACUGUCAGCACUUUGUAAUGGGGUGACGCACCUAAGUCACAUCACUCAGCCAGCGCUGUUUUAGCAGGCUUUGUAUGCUCCACCACCCAGCUGUGUCUUCACCCCAACCCCGAGGCAUGUGUCACCCCUUGAUGCUAAGGGACCCUCACCCUGCUGGGCUGCAGGGCCAUUCUCCUGCUAGCUCAAGCAGUCCAAAGAAAUGCAUACAAAAUAACUAUGUCUUGGGGUGAAGAGGGCACCUCCUGGGCUCUGGAGGAGGUCUAAGAAGAAGUGCCGGGUGGUGUGGAUGUGGCCAGUUUUUGCCACAUGGCAUUAGAGCCAGAGGAGGGUCUCAUGCCCUGUUCUGUUGCGUCAUGGAUGUGUUCUCUGAGUGCACAAGAAAAACUGCCACUGCGCUCUUACUCUUUAAGAUUUUUGUCUCCAGAAGCACUAAGCCACAAGGAGACUCCAUGUGUGGAGACUUGAGGUGCAGGGCUCACACCUGAAGUAGGGACUGGGGAGGAGGGGAAGCAUGGAGGAGGGCAGUGAUGCACCCCAGGUGAUACAGUAGGUCGUUAGCAAAGACAGUGAUGGCCCAUGGUCCUCAACUUGUCUGUGUCCUGAGCACAUACUUCUUUUCUGCUGGUCUGAAGAAGCCCAUCCUUUGGGAUGUAGGCAUGUGCUAGGUGGGUCUCAUUGCAAAACAUGGCUACUCUCAGCAACCCUGUGUAGGCAUGCCUCUAUUCCUUACCAUUUAUUUUUGUACACAAGUUCCUGAAAUUUAGAACUGUAAAAAUCAUGGUAGAGAUACAAAAAAAAUCAAGCUAAAACUCCCUCAAAACAAUGUGAAAAACAUCACAGACUGACAGUCCUAUCUAACAAACAGAGUUUGAAAUCUGCCCUAUCUCCAGUGAACUCAGGAUGUAUGUGAUCUGAUUGUAUGUAUGAUUUAACCUUAUUCUUGUACAGAAGAUGCUAACUGCAAGUUAAAUUUCAUCUCCUAGGAAGGUGGAAAGGCAGUCAGAGCUCCCCUUAGGUAUCCCCGAACUCCUACAUCCUCAUCACAUGUAUUCCAUACCAUGUGAGCAAUAUUACAUUUCUUGUUCAUGGAGGCUCCCCGGGUUUAUUCUUUUCAGGUAAACCGUAGGAUGUACAUAUUCCACUUGUACCCAUUUCUGAAAUCAUAAUUGCCACAAGGAAUUCAGUAACUAGUUUUAAGAAAAAAAACAACUAGAUAUGGACCAGUCCCACAGCUGAUGUAAACUGUAUACCUCAUUUUCCAUCAACUAAGCCACUUUUUUGUUCCAGUUAAAAAUGUGUUUUGCUGGUAGGGAAUGUUUGCUAGAAUAAAUGGAGCAGGAGCUGAUGUACCAAAAGAAAAGUACUGCACAGUCCUACACAAGAUCUGUUGAGAGAAAUGGGUUUGUGUGAAGAUGAGCACACAAAGUUCUCCCCAGCCUUUCAAAGCUUGGACUUUUUUCACUGCAGCCGGUUGAGCGUGUUUGAAGAAGAUGGGAAUAUGCUGGUCAGAAAAUGCUGACUCACUGAAAUGUCCCCAGGAGAAAGGCCAAUUAUAGCAAACUCACUGUGUGUACAUUUAAAAAGGUCGGGAAGAAACCUUGAAAUGAUCAGAUGCCCUAUUUUAAUGCUUUCAAAACGAACUGUCUCAAAUCUGGGAGGGUGGAGGGGGUGACAUGAUUUUGGAUGUAGAUCUUUAUCAUUUGGUACAUUUCAAAUAGGGGAGACAGAAGUGAAGGGGGUUUUGCCAAAUGAAUUAUUUCAGAGAACCUGUUCUGACUUUUAUUAAAAUUGAAAAGUGAUUAUGACUUUGACUUUUCCUCACCAUUUGAGUGGGAGAGGAAUAGCAGAAAUAGCUCUGACUGUGAUGGGAAAUGUCCUUCAGCCCAGGUAAGUAGUCAGGUCCGGGGUGGGAUUAAAAUACUCCUCUGGGGCUAGAUGUCUUUGGGGCCACCACCUUCCACGCCUGGCCGGAGAGGGCUGCCAGCACCUAGCCCUUCUUGGUAAACUCUCUGCACCUAGCAGGAUCAGGCCUGCAGGCUUUGCUGUUUGCAUAAAAUAGCACCUUGGAUUGCACUUUCUCCUCUAAUUGAAAUGCAUGGGAAAUGUCAGGAGGCGCAGGUGGAAGGGCCCUCGUCCGAUAUUGCUUAGGUGCUCCUGAGUCUCAUUAUCUCAGGUCAGUGCAUUUGCCUGGUUUCUGAUUUCUGAACCAGCAUAGCAGUGUGCUUUCAUGCCAUCCCCUCUCAGCCCUCACUGCAUACAGAAGGGACUGCAAAAACUGGGGAGUAAAUAAUCCCCCCAUCAGUUCCUCGGGCUGCGUCUGAGCAGAGGCUGAGGGACGUGCUGCAGCCGACAUGCAGCAUUUCAGUGCCAAGCCAGCUCAGCUUGCAAGUCAAAGGCUCUGAUUUCAUGAGGGCCGAGCCAGCGUUGGGUGUUCCUUCCAGAAAAGCCUCGUCUCUGAUCUCUGACUCAUCGCAGCCACCGCUGACGUCCAAGGGACUCCUUCUGCAUGAGGAUUAUUCAUCUGAACUGGGUCCGCAGCAGCAUCCAAUGCGUCAUCCCUUAUCUCCCAGCAAGCAGAGGCUGGCAGCCGCGCAGGCGGUGGGGGCACCAGCCCCUUCCUGACGGCAUGGCAGUCACAGACCUGCCCGCUGGGUUAUGGAUCAGGGCAGUGGUUGCCAGCUAUUGAUGAAUGAAUUUCGUUUGCUUUUGUUCGACGCGCCGCAGUUGGUGUGCGUGAGGCUUUGCUACCCUCUCUGUACUAUGAGGAAAGCGGCGAGAGAGAAUUUUUGGUUACUUUUCAAGCUGUGUCAAAUGAAAAAGAAAUGUAUUGCAGGAAAUGUCAAACGGUAAUUAUUAAGGACUCAGAAAACUGUGAUUAAAAAUGGAAACCUGUCCACCGUAGUAACAGUUAGAUAUAUUCGCUAUGUUUUGCACAGAAACCAUGUUUUUCCUUGCCUACAUUUGUGCCCCUCUAGAGAGCAAAUACACUAUGAUCCAGUUCCUGAGACUGUUGUUAACUGGCCUGGCUGCCUUGCUCCAAGGGAAAGACCCAUGCUUUUUCAGCAGCUGAGGAUCUGUCCCCCUCUUAUUUCUUCUAACAGCUUGACAAUGAAGUUGCUACAAGUAAAAAAUAUCCAGGGCCAUCUCCUGCACCCACAUAAGCCAGCCUCACACCCUCCAAAUCAGGGAAUGCUGCUGCUGUUGCCCCUGCGAGGUGGUACUGCCCCUUGGGAUGAACAGCAAGUUCAAACAGCAAAGUUGCAGCCAGCCAUCCUCCCGGGUGCAUUUAUCUGUGAUGGGAGCUUGCUUGUCUGGACUAGGAGGGUCUGCACAGUCCCCCUUCAUUGCUGCUCUGCCUCCUUUGGUUUGCUGCCAUCUUUUUCCAAAAAGAUCUUGCCAAAAUCUGAGUAAGGGACUGAGAAACAUAGAGGGGUUGUGCCUGGUUCAGCUAUCCCAGUACUCGAUGUGAACCUCCCAGAACACUUUCUUGAACAGUUUCACCUGUUGUUGAGAGACUUCCCUGCCCAAAUGGUUGCUUGGGUUUCCCAAGUGGGUCAACCCAUGAAGUAAAGGUGAUUACUUUUCUUUACAGGUUUAGUUUAACUUACAUCUGUGAAAAAGGCUUGAGGAGUGGUGAUGGGAGGGGAAUGGAAGGAAGGAAGCCCCCAGCAACAAAACCAGGACUUUCCUUACUCAUCUUUUGCAUGCGGUAGUGGUUUUUGCAGUCUGCAUUGCCCCUUCUCCCCCACUUUUUUCUUCCCAUCUCAGGGAAGUGCUGCCUGCACUCUCCCUCCUUGGGUUCAUGUGUGAUCAAGCAAGAAGCUCCUCUUGUAACCAUGGGUUAAACAAAGUGCUGUAACUAUUCUGUAGCCAGAGACGAGAUUAGAGGAGAUUGCUGGCUAAUUGGGAGCAGCAGCAGUGACCAAUCCUGCUUGACAGGUUCACGUGGGAUGCUGACAGGCACCAUCAGACUGGCUGUGACAGCCUGCACCCAGCAAAGAAGCUGGGCUCUCCCAGCCCCAUGGAUUUGCCGGGGUUUCAAAGCGGUGUGUGAAAGCUUUUCCUUCUUGGAAUAGGAUUUGCCAGAUGUGAAGGUGAUGCUCAAGGUGCAUCAAGGAAGUUGGUGCAUUUUGUCCUCCCGACUGAGGAUCGGGCUUUCUAGGCAUGGCCUGCUCUGCUACAGGAAAUGUUGGCACAGACUGCCAUAAACCAGGUAUCGCAUGUGCUGGUUGACUGGAGACUCCUAGAUGGGACCAACCCAAUGGUUCUCCGUUGCUGUAUGCAUUAACACUGCUGUGGGGGUGAGCAAAGGGGCCACAUAUCAUUGGCUUUCUGUUUUCCACUAAUCUGUUGGGAAACAAUAAAAUAAAAUCCCCCACAUAAGCUCAUUAUGUCCAAAAGUUUCCCAACUGAUAAGGACAAAGCAGCAGUGAGUCUGGUGGCACCUUGUAAUAAGGUGUUAUUGCUGUUUUUCUGGGGUGUGCUACACCCCCAUCAUUUCAGCGUUACCCCUGCUGCCAUCACGUUGGGAGGAGAUGGCCUCUUGGCGAGGGGCUAGCAGUGAGUCUCUGACCCCUUGCCUUUAGGAGGGAGCCUUUCUGGCAGCACUGGGUAGGUAAUCCUGACAAAUGAUUUAAGGCACCAUGUCGCUGGACGGCAUCGAUAAAACACAUCUGAUACGCUGUGGUGCCUAGUUGUGCGUUUCACCCCACGGUCACUGAGUUUCUACAUUUCUCAGCUGAACUCAGCCGCCAUGUCAAGGAUUUUGGCUGUGCACCCCAGGAGGGGGAUCUCUGGGGCAGAGCAACACCCCACACUUGGACAUCAGGAGCCACAAAGUCACCAUUGCUACUUUGAUUUCUUAAUGCAGCCAGGCAGCCCACACGUUAGGAGUGACAUUUUUCUUCUUUUUAUGUCUCCAGAGCAAUCAGUGCCAGUGUGAAGCUCAUUUAUUUGUCCCUCUCAUGUCAUCCUGCCCCAAAGGUUUCAUGGGACCUGGCCUGGUUCUUCUCCCAAAAUUUCGUGGCUGAGAAAUACCUUCAAUAAAGGCAACAAAGUUUAUUCACUGGGUUUGGCAAUCACUUCAUGGCCCAGGGAAGAACGAUGCAAAAUAAGAGUCAGGGGGAGAAAUAGAUGCUGUUUGCUCUCUAAAGCACCCGCUGGAGGUUAACCCAGCUGUGGCCUGUGCUCUCUAUAAGUAUGUAGUUUCUCUGGGUGAUGGCUCACUUGUGAUACAGUGCUUAACGGCCCUGUUCUGCAGCGUAUGUGCUCAGCUCAUCAAUAACCGGCCGUUCAUUAGGGAGUUGGGUCAGGCUGCCCAGCAGCAAAAGCCAGCUCCCAGCUAGCCAAGCAGGACUGGCCUCUAGCAAUGAAAAGCCCCUGGCCUCAUUUUAUCACUUGGCACUAUGGUAAUCGGUGGCUUUUAAUUAAGGCAGGAGGCAAUUGGUUGCGGAGGGCACGGGGUGGGCAGGGGUGCGGGGAGGAAUUGACUGUGGUAUAAAUAAGAUGCUGGGGGGAGGAGGAAGGGAAGCUGUACACAGUGAGGUUGCCUGGUGUGACAGCACAAAUUGGCUUUGUUUUGACAUCGGUGCCCCUCCUUUCCCCCACUUUUUUCCAGUGAGUACAAAAAUAGCCAAAAAUAAACCUCCUUUGGCCAUGCUGCGGUAGGGAGGGGAUCUGUCUUGAAAGUGCUGGGGCAAUGCUGUCUUCAAAGCGAGCAUUUCCCUGGCUUUCUUCUGAGAUUAAAACUCUUUCUGAGACAGAGACACUGGUUAUUACAGCCUUCUGGAUGCUGACUUUCUCACUGCGAUCGCUGUAGAGGAAUGAAGAAGAGAAAAAGAAAAAAAAGAAGGCAAGGGGAAGGAAUACAAAGCCAAACUAAUAGAGUAACUUCUGGCAUUGGCAAGUUUUCAUCUUCCAAGGUCAGCCCUGAUGUCGUUUGGAGACUGCUUUGCUCUUUUUAGCAGUUUUGGCUGUUGCAGCCAUACGUACAAAGGACCAUCUGGAACUCUGUUCCCAACUUUAGCAAGCGUUAACAUCAAGUUGCCCUGAGCGCCGUGUUUGCUUGCUGGCUGCAGCAGCUCCGUGUUUGAGCCUGCUCCUCUCAUAUCCCCAACAAGGCAGGGACUGGAUACAACCCCAUGUGGAGCAGUCAGCCAAGCAGGGUGUGCACAAAGCCCUCAAGCUUCCCUGGGAAUUUCUACCCUCCUUUAGUUGUGGGGUUUGGGGCUGGUCUGGAUUUUGGGGUGCUUUUUUUCCAUCUUUUUUUACUGCAUGUAGUUGUUGAGCUCAGCUUUUGUUAUAGGCAUUCCAGAGUACAAGAGCAUGUUUCAUUUUCCAGACUAGAAAAUGCUCAGAGGUAUAAUCAGGUCCUUCCACAGUAUUUAAUUAUCCAUAAUUAAAGGCAUCUACACAAAGUACCAGAUUUUCAAAGACUGUUCUUGUGUUACACUGCUAAUGAAUUAAGUAAUUAAUUGGCAUUGAAAAAAAUACAAUAGGAAACAUCAAUCUUUUAAAGUAAAGCAUUUUUAGGCGUUUUAUAAAAUCAUUAACUUGUAUCAGGUCAGUAGCUGUUCUAAUGUCUAAAUUCCCCUUCUGUUUUUAAAAAAAAUUUCUAAAGGACAAAAUCAACACAGGAAAAACAAGGCAGUGAAUACUUGCUACAGAGUGUGAAAACACUCAUGAAUGGGGAAUUUCAUUUGGAAGUUGCUGACCAUCACUUUGCCACCCUGUCCGGCAGUUCCUUCCCCCUGCAGCGCCAUGUCUUGUCUCUCUAACACCAAGCUUAUCGGUUGCCUGGGGUGGGGUGAGAGGGGAGAUGUUUUCUCGAGUUUCCUUUUCCAUCUCCCAGGCAGGUAAUUAAACUCCACAGACAAAUUAAGACAUUAUGUUUCUGCCAUUGUGGUUAUUCCCUUUCUCCCAGUAAUCAGUCAUUUGUACAGAUAUGCAUAGAAGUGGGAGCUCUGCCUCUGUAGCCUGACCUGAAUUUAUAGGGAUGAAAAAAAGGCAAAUCCAAAGGCUGGUGCCGCUCGGCUCGGUUAAACACCCUCCAGAAGAGUCCGUCCUUUGACUGGAAGGGGAACCUUUGGUGACCGAAUUAGACUUUUAGCUUUUAUACAUGUACAUGUUCAUUAAAUUCACCUUUCACUUGGGUCUCGUCUGUCUGCGGGCAGUCAUUUCUGUUUCUGGCGUUGUGGAGGCCAGGAGGCUGGGCAAUGCUGGUGAAGGCAGCAGGACAUGGGCUGGCUGUGUCACACAAAGUGUAAAAAUUGGGUUCUGCUCAAAAUGGGCAGCAGGAAAUCCGACAACUCAAACAUGAGCCGAGAGUAGAAAGAAAUGGUUUUAGCAGCAGCUCUCUUCUUACAUGAAAAGUUUUUGCUUUGCUUUGAAGUUCCAUUUCUAACGCGAUCCCACGUUCAAAACUUUAGUCAGAAAAAUCUGUUGCCAGGUGGAAAAAAAAUAUUGGGACCAUGCUGUUGCUCCCAAUGCAUCUCAUGAUGGCAGAAAGGCAUAAAGGCACUUUUUUACCAAUUGACAUGUUCCCAGAGUAAUCUGGUUUGCAAUGAAACUCUCUUUUUCCUAAAGGAGCUGAAGGUUUGUCUUCAAGCAUGUGGUUUCCGGCAGCUAAAGAAACCCUUCCUCCCAUUGGCAAGGGGUUUAUGCAGAGGUUUACUCA
Molecule: messenger RNA, 10260 nt
Organism: Athene cunicularia (burrowing owl)
Lineage: Eukaryota; Metazoa; Chordata; Aves; Strigiformes; Strigidae
Gene: VWC2L
Product: von Willebrand factor C domain containing 2 like
Exons: 4
Coding region: 1124-1723 (199 amino acids)
Biological process (GO): negative regulation of BMP signaling pathway
Cellular component (GO): AMPA glutamate receptor complex
Molecular function (GO): protein binding
Source: RefSeq, a predicted model, not a curated record